GUUGAAGAACUGGGAAAGGCAAAUCGAACAAGCCUCGUUUCAAUUGCUGAAGCUGACUUUUCGUGCUUUUGCUCUGUUUGGUUUAAAAGAAAAAAUAAAGAUCGUCCAUGGAAGACGGCAAGAGCUUGAGGAUUGGGGUCAAUAAGCAGGAAGAAGAAGAAGAAGAAGACGACGUGAAAAUGGAGAAGUUUUUUGAGCUGAUUCGAAGCUUUAGAGAGGCACGUAAUUAUCACAAAAGGAAGGAAUCGACGCAGUGGGAGAUCGAGGAGAACAAGAACAAGAGAAUGAAGAGGAUCGACGGUGAAGAGCAAUCCGGUUGUAAUUACUGGGUUCCAAAGUUCGAGCGAGAGGAUUUUGAUAAAGAGGUUGAGUUCAGAAAGCUUGAUCAUCCUCUGGCGCCUCUGGUCUAUCCUCGUCAAUGCAACAAAGACAAGGACAUGAAAGAAGGAGAUGAAGAUGGCGGGGUAGACCUCAGACUCGCCCUUUAGUAUGGCCUUUUUGUAUGUAUUCAGAAAAAACCUAAGAACGGGAAAAAAAAAAAAAAAAAAGUGUUGGGAGUUUGUUGAUUAUUAUAAUCGUGUUUGUGUAAUUAAAAUUAGGGUUCUUGGUUAAGCAGACCGAUG
Juglans microcarpa x Juglans regia is the source of this 623-nucleotide messenger RNA. Its product is annotated as protein NIM1-INTERACTING 1-like. Gene Ontology annotation, biological process: regulation of systemic acquired resistance. The transcript has a single exon. NCBI's taxonomy places the organism in Eukaryota, Viridiplantae, Streptophyta, Magnoliopsida, Fagales, Juglandaceae. The coding region runs from base 108 to 488 and encodes 126 amino acids. The record is from RefSeq and is a predicted model, not a curated record.